ACAUUAUAAAAAAACGUACACUCUCUUGCAUCUCUUUAGUAUUGUACUGUCUACAAAAUCUCCAUAGUCCCAUGAAUCAAAGUCCUCUUUUUAGUCUUCGACAAAGCUAGAGAUUGUACUUUGAUACUACUCGUACUCAUACGAGAAUCGGAAAAUUUUGAAUUUUUCUAGGGAUUGAAUUUAGUUGAAGAAAAAUGUCUAUGCAGAACAGGCGUAAUUCGAUGAGUUCUUCACAGACAUCUUCUUUGGCUAAGAGGCAAGCAGAGAGCUUUGGAAAAGCUGCGGUUUUUAUACCGGAGAUGGCGAAGAAAAGGCCUGCAUUAGCCAAUGUGACAAAUCAGAAGCAUGUUUCACAGAUUGGCCCAAGAAGCUCGAUGAAUAUGGUAAAACAUCCAGGGAAAAUUGACAAUACAAAGAAGGGGAAUUCCACCAACGCUGCUAAGGCUAAACCAAGUUCAGUUGUUCCGAAAAAUAAUCCAAAUUUGCCAGUUUGUGAUGGAACUUUAUCAAGGACUAUUGCCCCUUCUGGCCCUUGUAGCAUGGACAUAUCUCCGGAUGAAUCGGACAAUUUAUCAGUUUCAAUGGAUGAAAGUAUGUCUACUUGUGAUUCUUUGAAGAGCCCGGAAGUCGAAUACAUAGAUAAGAGCAAUGUGGCAGAUAUUGAUUCAAUUGAAAGAAAGACAUGUAACAACCUCCAUAUAUCAGACCAUGUGGAAACAGGAAAUGUCUGCAAGAGGGACAUAUUGGCGGAAAUGGAAACCAGUGACAAAAUUGUUGAUCUGGAUGACAAGUUUACGGAUCCACAGAUGUGUGCAACAAUGGCUUGCGAUAUUUACAAGCACUUGAGAGCCUCUGAGGUGAAGAAAAGGCCAUCUGUUGAUUUUAUGGAGAAGGUUCAAACAGACAUUACCAUCAGCAUGCGUGCAAUACUAGUUGACUGGCUUGUUGAGGUGUCCGAAGAAUACAGGCUUGUGCCAGAUACUCUGUACCUGACAGUUAACUACAUCGAUAGAUAUCUUUCUGGAAAUAUCAUGGACAGGCAGCGGUUGCAAUUGCUUGGUGUUGCUUGCAUGAUGAUUGCUUCGAAGUACGAGGAGAUUUGUCCUCCCCAGGUAGAAGAGUUCUGCUACAUCACAGACAACACAUACUUUAAGGAUGAGGUAUUUGAAAUGGAAUCUGCUGUUCUGAAUUUCCUCAAGUUUGAAUUGACAGCCCCAACAGUUAAAUGUUUUUUGAGGCGGUUUGUUCGUGCUGCUCAAGGGGUUACAGAGGCUCCAUCAAUGCAGCUAGAAUGUAUGUCCAACUACUUGGCAGAGCUAUCUCUUCUUGAGUACAGCAUGCUUCGUUAUGCCCCUUCGCUUGUUGCUGCAUCAGCGAUCUUCUUGACCAGAUUUAUACUUUCUCCAUCAAUGAGGCCUUGGAACUCCACCUUGAAGCAUUAUGCACAGUACGAGCCUUCAGACCUGCGUGAUUGUGUUAGCGCACUGCAUAGCCUUGCCUGUAACAGCCUCAAUUCCAAUUUACCUGCAAUCAGGGAGAAAUACAGUCAGCACAAGUACAAGUUUGUGGCCAAGUUCAACAUUCCGUCGAUACCUCAGGAGUACUUUCUGGACAUCAUAAGCGGCUGAUAUGUUAAGAGUGGGAUCGAUAACCAUUCCAAUUAUCCGUUGGACUAACUAUCCUGGUUGCAGCGCAGUAUUUGUAGUUUUAGCUUAGAUUCUUCUUACUUUGUGAUGAUUAUGUGAAUAGUUGAUUAAGAAGAUUGCGGAUUUGUUUCUUUUUCAUAUAAUACCCAAUUUUAGAAGACUGAAUCAACAA
Daucus carota subsp. sativus is the source of this 1818-nucleotide messenger RNA. Its product is annotated as cyclin-A1-1. Gene Ontology annotation, cellular component: cytoplasm; cyclin-dependent protein kinase holoenzyme complex; nucleus. The coding region runs from base 195 to 1628 and encodes 477 amino acids. NCBI's taxonomy places the organism in Eukaryota, Viridiplantae, Streptophyta, Magnoliopsida, Apiales, Apiaceae. The transcript has 11 exons. Gene Ontology annotation, biological process: mitotic cell cycle phase transition; regulation of cyclin-dependent protein serine/threonine kinase activity. The record is from RefSeq and is a predicted model, not a curated record. Gene Ontology annotation, molecular function: cyclin-dependent protein serine/threonine kinase regulator activity.